Messenger RNA from Vicugna pacos (alpaca), 6830 nucleotides. RefSeq names its product iodothyronine deiodinase 2 (gene DIO2). Lineage: Eukaryota; Metazoa; Chordata; Mammalia; Artiodactyla; Camelidae. Gene Ontology annotation, molecular function: thyroxine 5'-deiodinase activity. The record is from RefSeq and is a predicted model, not a curated record. Gene Ontology annotation, biological process: thyroid hormone metabolic process.
AUCAAUCUACACAUUAUAUUAAAUAACUUUUCCCAAAGUUUGGAGCAUUUCCUGAAAACCCUCAAAGGUAUUAAUUUUUUUCCCUCUCUCUUUAAAACACAAAGCAAAAUUCCACUGUCCCUCAGCCCCCCCUUCUAAAAAAAAAGUUGUCGAGUUUUGCUUUUCUAUUCACUGCAGUCCUGGCCAAAGUAAAGCCCUCUUUCUCAAUGACGUCAAGAUCUUUACCAAGAUUAGGCUUUCAUUUCUCUAUUGCAGCAAUUAGCCAGGGAAUGUAUAAAAGGCUUCAGGGAGACUCACUGGGCUGCAGGGAGAGAGGCACUUUGCACCACAGACUGAUAGCACGAAGGAAAAGCCAGAGGGAGUGCGGGAAAAGAGAGGAGUCAGUCGCUCCUGGGGAAGGGAGAGAGGGAGACAGGCUGGGAGAAGGAGAACAGAAAGUGUGUGUGAAACGGAGUAAAGAAGGGAAAAAACUACCCUAAAAAGCACAUUUUAAAAACUCUGGCAAUUCCAGAAAGAAACAGGCUACGUUUCUGAACAUAGAGACAAUGGAAAGCUAAAGAAAAUUUUGCAAUCUCUGCCACAGUCUCAUAGGUGCUUGGAAAUGAAAGUAGAGCUGCCUGUCUUGAACCGACUCUGAGAGGGGUAACUGGAUUAGGGACGGGUACGCCAGUUUUUUUUUUUUUAAACAUCUUAAAUCCUGAAAAAAAAAAGGCAGCAGCUCGGAAUUGAAUGAAUUGAUGGGCACACUCCAACUGCUGGGCUGGAGAGACUGGACUUGGUCUUGCCAUUUCUGCUUCUUUGAAAAAGGAGACAACUUGGGCUUCCUUUUAAUUUAGUUUUUCUCCUUCUCCCCCACCCCCAGCCUUCCCCCUUACCCCCCCACCCCCUCUAUCACCACCCCCCUUUUAAAUAAGAGGGUGAAGGGGAACCAGAGCGCACAAGGGAACUGACCCAGGAGGCAGAGAAGAUGGGCAUCCUCAGCGUAGACUUGCUGAUCACACUGCAAAUUCUGCCAGUUUUUUUCUCCAACUGCCUCUUCCUGGCGCUCUAUGACUCGGUCAUUCUCCUCAAGCACGUGGUGCUGCUGCUGAGCCGCUCCAAGUCCACUCGCGGGGAGUGGAGGCGCAUGCUGACCUCAGAGGGAAUGCGCUGCAUCUGGAAGAGCUUCCUCCUCGAUGCCUACAAACAGGUGAAAUUAGGUGAAGAUGCCCCCAAUUCCAGUGUGGUGCAUGUCUCCAAUUCUGAAGGAGGAGACAACAGUGGGGAUGGUGCCCAGGAGAAGACAGUUGAUGGAACUGAGUGCCACCUUCUUGACUUUGCCAACCCUGAGCGCCCACUGGUUGUCAACUUCGGCUCAGCCACUUGACCUCCUUUUACCAGCCAGCUGCCAGCCUUCAGCAAACUGGUGGAAGAAUUCUCAUCAGUGGCAGACUUCCUGUUGGUCUACAUUGAUGAGGCUCAUCCUUCAGAUGGUUGGGCGGUGCCUGGGGAUUCUUCUUUGUCUUUUGAGGUGAAGAAGCACCGAAACCAGGAAGACCGAUGUGCAGCAGCCCACCAGCUUCUGGAGCGUUUCUCCUUGCCGCCCCAGUGCCGAGUUGUGGCUGACCGCAUGGACGACAAUGCCAACGUAGCCUAUGGGGUGGCCUUCGAACGUGUCUGUAUUGUGCAGAGACAGAAAAUUGCUUAUCUGGGAGGAAAGGGUCCCUUCCACUACAACCUUCAAGAAGUCCGGCGUUGGCUGGAGAAGAAUUUCAGCAAGAGAUGAAAUCUAGAUUAGCUGGCUAAAGGUAUGAUUGUAAUAGAGCUUUUUUUUUUUUAAAUAAAAACUAUGUAAGAAGAAAAAGAAACUAAGAACUGAAUCCACUAUUUCAACUGAGUCCUGUUGUCUCACAGAAAGACAGGAAUUUACACGUCGGAAGAACAAAAACUUCUAACAUCUCAGUACUACUUUCACCACUCAAAUGGCGUUCGGCAAAAUAGUAGCCUAUCACUUCUCUUCCUAAGUAAAAAGCUCUGAGUAAAAAGAUCCCAAGAUGGAGAAGAAGAAAACUUGUUUCAGCAUACGUUCAUUCUGCCCUGAGAAAGAAGUGGAGCAGCUGACGCAGGCUCUGGGACCUGAGGAGACGCGCGUGAAUGAUUACUAUGUUAGGGAAGCUACUGUCCUUGUUAGUAUGAGGGGUCUCACCUAGGCUUUACUCAGCACAGACGGAGUCCACCUGGGUAGUUCCCAAGUGUUUACUUAUAAUGAAGCCUUGAGCGCAGACCUUGUGGUUAGGAGCUAGGUGAUUACACGUUAGAGUAGCUUCCUUGGUUCUGGUUUCUAGCCACGUAGCGCUUGCUCUCUGCUGGUCUAAAUAUCCCAGAAUUUACAGGCAUGUUUGCAGAUAUCACGAAUGAUCCCCCCCCAGAGGGUGAGACUGACCACCUGAAAUCUGAUGGUUACUUUCUAGGCAGAGGCGUGGGGCGGAGGGGGAAGUGCUAGAGGAAAAUCAAAUUGGCAGGCUAGGAAAAGGAGGCAGAAAGUUUAGGAGGCAUCAUAGGGCAUCGCCUUGGAACUGUGGAGAGUGGGACUCAUCUGUUAGCCACAGAAACAUGGAAACAUGCACAAGGCUAGCACAAGAAGCAGCUCAACUGAAAUAGCAAAGAGAAUAUACAUAUGAAAUCGAUGUAUUUAUAUGUUCUUAGAUUGAGGAAGAAAGGGGGAUUGAGUGGGGAAAGAUGCACUUUAGUAUUUGUAUUACUUUUUGAAACAUGUUUGUGGUAUAUGUAUUUUCAGUCGGUGAAUUAUUCCCCAGGGUACUGAUGGAAGGUCAAACCAGUGUGUCCAGGGGUGCUGGUCUGUCCCUCUUCAUCCCUGCAGUUCUGAUGUGGCCCCACUCAUUCUUGGUCUCAGUGUCUAUGGCAGUGUUCUCUGAAUGUUGAUCAGCUUCUGUGGGAGGCAGAUGCCCUGGCUAUUCAGCUUCAGCACUAUUUUCCUCCCAAAGUAGAUAAACUAUAGUGAAUGACAGGUAAAAACAAACAAGGUUUCUUCAGUUGCAUAAUAGAGGAAGAAGAAUUUUGAGAUAAUUCUCAUCAGUAAUUUUGGAGGCUUUGAUAAUAAGGCAAUCCUCAGUAUCGUGGAAUUUGGCAAAAUGAAACUCCCAUCAAUAUUUAAAUUUGAACUUGGGUCUAACUUUGUUUCUCUAAGCUGAGAGCAAGGAAUCUAAGGCUUCUAUAGUACGUUAUUAUAAUACUAUUUUAAUAUAUAUAUACCAUAUUUCUCUUUAAAGUGAAGAUACUAUAGUUUUACUUAUAAGUAAACCUAACCUCCAAAAGAAUAGCCCAGCCAAUUUUGUAUCAUACAAUUUUUAUUGUAAAUUUGAAGAUGUUAUCAAAUCACAGUAUAUGGUUAUAUUUAUAUGUACAAUCAAAGGUUCUCAUGACCAUUCUAUUAAUAAUUGAAUCAUAAAAUGAACUUAAUAGAGAAAGAUAUCUAAAUUUGAAAAUCUUCCUGAACUAGUUGCCUGAAAUGAGAAAAAGUGAAAACUAAGUGUGCAAGAACCAAAAGUCUAUUUUUUUAAAAAAAUGGAGCAACAGAAUAGUCAUAUCACUACAUAGUUGAUUACUUAGAUAGUAAAGCACCAUUUUAACUAAUUAUUUUUUAACUGCAACAUUUAAGAUUCCUAGGGUUCUAAACUCUAAGAAACAUACCCACAGAGAAAGAAAGCAAAUUUUGAAAAUGUCUAAGGAAUUUCUGGAAAAAUCACGUGGAGAACAGAUUAUUUCAGAGUCCUCAAUUGUUAAACUCUGUAACUCAAGGCUUAUCAGUGGGCUCCACUGAUUUCUAUCUUCAAAAUGGUGCUGAAACUUCUGUGGUACCCUGGAGAAAAAAAAUGAAGAAUUGGUGGCAGCACACUCACACUGUUGUCCUUAAACUUCCCCUUUGUUCUGCACGUACAGUAAUGGAACAGGAUGUUAGAGAAGCUGGUGGGGGGAUGAGAUUUGGGUAAGGCAGUCAGUGCUAGUUGUCUGGGGAAAAGGAUGAUGGAAAAAUUACCCAGUUGUGAUAUUAUUUUUAAAGAAAGAGAAGGUGUGUGCAUGCAAUUCCUCUCCCUGAGGAUAGACCAAUGGAGAAGCGAAGCAGAGGAAGUAAACAUACAAAGGCACAGGCUGAAUAUCAGGGAAAAAGGUUCAACUGAACAUAGAAGAGUUGCUGGAAGAAAGGCUGUUGGGGCACCGGCGGAGAAAGUGAAUCGACAAAGCUCAGGAACUCUACGAGAUGCAGAAUGGCUCGGUGUUCUCAGAAUUGUGAUAAGCCUGUAUCGUUACGUAGCUUAUUUAUCUCAGCAUAAACUCUUACGGUUUCCUGUGAUGUAUCUUUAUUAGCUUAACAAGAACUCAUUAUUUGAGAUAGAGGAGAAUCAAUGUUUAGCUAGUAUGCUCAGAGAAAUUAUUAGAUUGUUAACACCCACCCCACCUAUCCUGUCUUUUACAAGUUACGUUCCUUUGAAGACUUGUAGUUUGUAUUCGCACAAGGCAAAGUAUAUAUAAAUAUAUGAUUUCCUCUUCUUAGUACCUAAGCAUCCACCCCAAAGGCUAUGUUUACGUGGAGCUACCAGUUUAGCCUUUAAACUGAAUUAGCUUGUCUAUUAUUGAAAUAGUUUCCAAGCAAUGUUAAAUAUUAUCACAGCAUCUGGAUUUACUCAUUUAAUGUUUGAAAGACGUGUGUCUUGGAACUAUUCAAAGCUGACUUAAUUUUAUUGCUUAGAGAAAAUAUUAGUGGAAUCAACAAUGACUUUCUUGAGUGGACAUGAAUGAAAAGCCUGCACAAAUGGGGUGUAAGUAUUUGAUAACAGAUAUUAAAAUGUAGCUGAUCUCCUUCGAAGCAGGUUACUAAUGCUAUUCUUUGCACAGCUAACAUGCCAGUCAUUUAACUGAUAUGACUUUUCACAUUCAUGUUUUCAGAUCUCUGGUCCUGUGUCUUCACCUUGUUUAUAGAAUGUACCCCUGGUUUUUGGUAAUAUCAACUUCUAAAGGUCUAUUGAUUUAGUUUAAUUCUCCUGUCAUUAAUCAGGAAAUGCCAGUUCUGUGAAGAAGGAAAGAAGAAAGGUCUGCUGUGUUUCAUUUUGCCUGAGUGUGUUUCACUUUUUGGGUCUUGAAUAAAAGUUAAGAAAUACGGUGAGGUCCUGUGUGGGUGCUGCCUUGCUGCAACAGAUACCAAGGGGCAGGUUAAAGACAAUGCCCAUGCCUUUGGGACAAUUCCCCGUUGGAUACAAGGUGACCUCAGCAUGCCCAGUGGGCUAUGUCCAUGGCAAGAGGAAUGCAUUGAUGUGCAAGACUUCCCAUCCUGUAAGUCGUAAGAAGAUAAACACGGGCAUUUUUUCUACCUAAUCUCUGAUAGUUUGGAAAAUAAGCUUAAUUAGAAUCACAUGGUCAUUGCAAAGGGGAAAAUGUAGACACCAAUGCCUGCUACAUUGAAGAAUUGAUAAAAAAAAAACCAUUAACCAGCAUUUAAAACUGUUUAGAACAUGCCCAAUGUUAUGUCUCUGAGCAGUGGAGAUCAACUGUGAGGCUUUUAAUUCCAGGAGUUUUUUCUAAAGAAUUGAUAUUGCCAAAAAUCAGAACUAAAGUGUUUUUAGUUAUAUUCCACCCUCCUCUCUACUUCCUCCUUAAUCUUAAACAUAGAAGCUAGGCCCAUGCUUCUUAUGUAAGUCCAGAAUGGGGCAUAAGUACCAACCUCUGCUUGGUGAUCAGCAUUCUCUUGGUAGUAUCCUGAGGUCCCCGGUGAAAGAAGGGGAUAGGGCCUGGGAGAUUCAGGAAAUUACUAACUGGGAAGAACUAGGCCCUGAGGGCUUGAUCUGCUGGUCUGGGAAAAUUUCUUCUCGCCUUUGGAGAAGAGCUGAUGAUUGUCAUUGAGUGACUUAAGCAAAACAUUACUAACAUGUUUUCUUAAACAUGAGCAAAACUUGGGCCAUUUCCUAAUGCCUUAUGUUCUGGAUAGCACCAGAAGUAAGGUUUCAGAAUUAAGAGAUCCAGUUCUGUUCCAAGAUGAGUCUGAACCAAUAGAAAGCAAACAGGUACAGAUGUCCAAAUGAUACUGUUCACGCAAGCUGGGGCUCACUGCCCAUCUUGGGCAGCAGCACCAGAGCUCCAGAGAGUUUAUUUAAUAUUUACCUAGGAGACUUCGAAGACACAGGAGAUGUUUAAUGAAGUCACUAUUUUGGCUCAAAACUCCCCCCUUCCUCCAAAAAAGCAAAUAGGUAAACACAUAAAUGAAAGAAGCCCACAGAAGGGAGUGGGAAAUAAAAUUCUCUCAAGACAUAUCCAGACCAUGUCACUGGUUGGUGUGGUUUUUGUGUGGGUUAAGAUUGGAAGAUGUGAAGACAUAAGUAUCCAGUACUUUAUAACCAAAGCAAUUAAAAGAUGUUGGGUAGGGAACGUUGGCCAGUUCUAUUUAAUUUUGCAUCACAUUAUCACCAGACUCUAUCACUAGCCCAAGUAAUCGGGCACCCGAAGAGGGAGAUCGGGAUGUGCAGAAGUUACCAGUGUGCAAAUGAUAACUACUGAUGAAAGAGUCCUCGACUCAGUUAGUGGUUGGAUGUGGUCACAUCUGUUUGCUUCUGCCCAUCUCUGUCUCCCCAGCAAGGAGGAUACUCGGGGCAUGAUGCUAUGAGUACUGGGUAAAUGUGGUGAGAAUGUGUGUGUGUGUAUCUCUGCUUCUCAGUUGCAGAAACAGAAAUGCUUUGGAGAUUAUGCGUAGAAAGAGUGUUAUUAUAUUGGUGCUGAGUGGUAUGUGUGCUUUUAAAUUUGUUCUUGUAUUUUAGUAAACUUUGAAUAAAAGAAUAAAGUUA